GAGUAGAAGUCAUGGCUUACUUUAUGAAAAGUAUGAUAAGUAACCAGGUAAAGAAUUUAGGAUUUGGUGGCGGGGCUGAAGAAAAAAAAGAAGGAGGUGCUUCUGAUCCUGCAGCGGCUCAAGGAAUGAAUAGAGAGGAAUAUGAGGAGUAUCAGAAGCAAAUGAUUGAGGAGAAGAUGGAGAGAGACGCUACAUUUAAACACAGAAAGGCAGAGAGGGCUUGCCUCCGAUCCCAUCUCCGGGGGAAGUACAUGCUCCCAAAGAGUGAAAUGGACGAGAACCAGAUCCAGAUGGCCGGAGGUGAUGUGGAUUUGCCUGAAGACCUCCGGAAAAUGGUGGAUGAAGAUCAAGAAGAGGAAGAAGAUAAGGAUUCCAUUCUCGGGCAGUUACAGAAUCUUCAGAACAUGGACUUAGAUACCAUCAAAGAAAAGGCCCAGGCCACCUUCACAGAAAUCAAGCAGUCAGCGGAGCAGAAGUGCACCGUGAUGUGA
Molecule: messenger RNA, 491 nt
Organism: Condylura cristata (star-nosed mole)
Lineage: Eukaryota; Metazoa; Chordata; Mammalia; Eulipotyphla; Talpidae
Gene: CPLX4
Product: complexin 4
Exons: 3
Coding region: 12-491 (159 amino acids)
Biological process (GO): regulation of neurotransmitter secretion; neurotransmitter transport; synaptic vesicle exocytosis
Cellular component (GO): SNARE complex; terminal bouton
Molecular function (GO): syntaxin binding
Source: RefSeq, a predicted model, not a curated record